This is a messenger RNA of Diatraea saccharalis (sugarcane borer), 1359 nucleotides long. The record is from the annotation of a GenBank genome assembly. NCBI's taxonomy places the organism in Eukaryota, Metazoa, Arthropoda, Insecta, Lepidoptera, Crambidae.
AUGAAUACACUAAGAACAUUAUUAUAUCUUAGAUCUUUUAGAGUAAUUCACCGCAGUAGCUAUGCAACCACAAAGAAGAAAAUUCAUGAUGAUUCGGAAGAGGAUUUACCCAUAUUCCAGUACCCCUUGAGCAAAUCGUCAGACAAGCGCGUUUACGUUUGGGGAUUAGCAGAGACAGGCGCCCUAGGAAUUCAUUUGCCUAGAAGCAAACGAGGAAAGAAAUCUUACAAGAAUGCGUUCUCUCUAGCAUGGCAUCCCAUUAGAUCCAGUUUUGGGGAGAGAUUUGAUGUCACUGAAAUAGCUUGUGGUUAUGGUUUCACAGUGGCAUCAAUUAAAACAAAUGAGCAACAUAAAGUAUUUGGCACUGGUAUUAAUACUGACUCUCAGAUUGGCUAUCAUGCUCCACGUAUCGGGCACCCCUUAGAAAUGCUCUUGAGUCCUGCACCUAUUUAUAUACCUUAUAAAUCUUUGGAAAGUAAAAUCAUAGGUCUGUCAGCAGGGCGGGCUCACACAGCUGUAUUAACAGAUACUGAAGGUGUUUAUACAUUAGGCAACAAUGCUUAUGGCCAAUGUGGUAGAAAAAUUAACAAAAAUGAAGAAUACAAGGGAAGUAUGGUGGCACAUAGAAUUAGCACAUUGGGUAAAGAAGUUAUUAUCAAUGUUUGUUGUGGACAGGACCAUACGUUAUUUAUAACAGAAUCGGGAAAAGUCUAUGCUUGUGGCUGGGGUGCUGAUGGACAGACAGGCCUCGGAAAUUAUGAGAAUCAGAGUGUACCAGCCCCUGUCAAAGGUGAUAUAACUAGUGAGAAAAUUGUGAAGGUUGCAUCCACAGUGGAUUGUGUUUUAGCUUUAAAUGAUAAAGGUGAACUUUUUGGAUGGGGCAACUCAGAAUAUGGUCAAGUGCCGAUGACCACUAAUCAACAACAGGUUAAUAUGUCCUAUGCUCUUGUAAACUUCACUAAAGGCAUCGGAAAAAUAAAAGACAUAGCUGCUGGAGGUUCUUUUUGUUUGAUUGUCAAUGAACAGGGUGAUGUAUUUGUUUGGGGUUAUGGAUUACUGGGCUUAGGCCCUAAUGUCCAGCAUGCAGCCAAACCGAAAUUGAUACCUGCACCACUUUUCGGUCGCAAUGAGUUCAAUCCAGAAUGUGUUGUGGACAAAGUGGCAUGUGGAAUUGGUCACUUAGCUGCAAUUACAAAUAAUGGAGAUCUUUACAUGUGGGGCCGGAACAGGCAUGGAUGCCUUGGCUUAGGUCAUUCUAAGGACCAGAAUUUCCCUCUAAGAGUAGCUGUAGGUGCUCAUGUAUUGAAAGUUGUAUGUGGUGUGGAUCAUACAAUAGUUCUGAGUAAACCAUUUAUUUAG